AUGGGAACCAAGAAGAGGAAAUCGUUGAAGAGCCUCGCCGCAGGCAGGCCACCGAUGGCUAGGUCGGCCCGGUCCAUGUCCAGCAAAGCCAGCCGGACUCUCAUCAACAACCAUCACCAACUACAGAAGAUGCGUUUUCAAGCAGCGGCCAAUGGAGACAAGGAUUUAGAAGCAGCCAUCUCCACCGAGAUUGCCUCACUAGGUGGCUUGAACCAAUACCAACAGGCCAGUCUCCAUGGGCAGAGUAUCGAGAGGGGAGGCGACACGUCGAAGAUUCUCCUGAAGUGGCUUUCGGCCGAUGAGCUGGCCGGUCUGGGCCGCCGGCCCUCGAUGCUCGAAGUUGGGUCGCUGAGUACGCGCAAUGCGUGCUCGACCUGUGGCCUCUUUGACGUCGUUCAUAUCGACCUCAACAGCCAGGAGCCAAAUAUUCUACAGCAAGACUUCAUGGCACGCCCACUGCCGGAAUCCGAGGCGGACAAGUUUGACGUCAUAUCGCUGAGCCUGGUCCUGAACUUUGUUCCAGACGCCAUGAACCGGGGCCAAAUGCUCCUUCGAACUCUUUCGUUUCUCCGUGACAGUGGCAAGCCAUCACGGGACACGGCCGGCGGCCUUCCAUUCCCAUUGCUCUUCCUAGUCCUACCUCGAAGCUGCCUGGACAACUCACGGUACAUGACGGCGGGCAAGUUGGAGGAGCUCAUGGGAACGUUGGGAUACGAGCUGGUCAAGGCCAAGUCAACUCAGAAGUUGGCGUACGGUUUAUGGGGGAAAGCACGCCCUCUACCCUCGGCUGCCAUAGAGUUCACCAAACGAGAGAUCAACCCGGGGCGGACCCGAAACAAUUUUUCCAUCACGCUGAAGCACCCACCUACGCAGUCAACCUGA
Messenger RNA from Drechmeria coniospora, 882 nucleotides. RefSeq lists its product as uncharacterized. Gene Ontology annotation, molecular function: rRNA (adenine) methyltransferase activity. The record is from RefSeq and is a predicted model, not a curated record. Lineage: Eukaryota; Fungi; Ascomycota; Sordariomycetes; Hypocreales; Ophiocordycipitaceae. Bases 1 to 882 code for a protein of 293 amino acids. The transcript has a single exon. Gene Ontology annotation, cellular component: nucleolus.